AUGCUCUGGAUGUGGGAUCGUGUUGCUAGUGUGUACAUGAUUUGCGCUGCUGAGUCCAACAACACCAUCUGGCAAAUGCGCGGCAUGCGUGGUAUUUCGCAUAUGGGUCGCCUUGAAACGAAUAUCAACGGCUUUAAGCCGAGUGUUCGCGUUUUGGUUGAUCCGUAUACAGCUUGGUUAACCCAACCCAGUGAAGUCACCAUCUUCAUGUCAUCUCAAAGGCCGCCACGACAUCUGAUGUCGAGAUCGGAUAGCCUACUCUUCAGCUUGAAGUUGACGGUGGUCGGAAAGGAUGGCGAUCUCAACAAGACAUCGAGCCAGCCCUUGAACAUUUGCCAUUUCGAGCAGGUCAUCAUUGUUGGCAUUAUUGGAGCCGCCGGCCGCCCCUUCCCCCAAUCACGCGGCUGGGACGGCUGGGAGUUCGGGACCCUUGGUUCCUGUUCCCCGCCAACCGCCACCCACAACCCCCGUGCAUUCUUCCGCCCUUUCACACCCACUCACCCGCGGAAACCUCACAUCCCAGCCCGGCACCAUCAUAGCACAUCAUCAAACCUGUCUUUGUCGACACGUCACACCAGCAUAUCAAACGCAAUACACCUGAACACCCCAGCGCUCUACCAUCUCUCGUGCAUCUAUUGCGUAGCCGUUACUUCUCUCUAUGCUUCUCCCUACAUCCGACUCCAUGGUCUUCUUCAGUCGCUUCGACCACUAUUAAUCCCCCUCUCGAACUGCCCGAAAGUGACCUCAUCCCCUAGUCCCCAAGGCGAUCCUGACUCUCGGUCCGCACGAACCGAAGGCAGUGCUUUCGACGUCGCUCAAUUGACUCAGGGCAGCUCUCUUUCUCUCCGAACCGCGACGCCCGGUAUCCGCGAUCCAUCCGCCACAUUGUCCGAGUUACAAGACGCAGCUACCGGGCCUUCCGUGUCCUCCAAGUUGGAGUUUGCUGAGCCCGCUGUGCAUUGCGAGUACGAGCAUAAGAAAGCUUCGCAAGAACACGCCGACGUCACCGCAGCCACCACGGAGGACGAAACCGAACAGUCACCUCCGCCGCAAUAUCCCGCCUCUGAGGCGUCUUCCUCUCGCCCUCCUCCCUUCUCUUCACUCUUUGCGCCGCUUAUCGACGCCGCUGGUGAAUCUUCUAGCAAGUUUGUUGGCGCUGCAUCAACACAAGCCUGUGCAUCCGGGUCUGUAGCUGCUCCUGCGUAUUCUAGCAGCCCGUCGCUCCAAUCAACACCCUCCCAGCCGGACGGAACAUCUUCGAGAGCUUUCUACGAUCCAGUUGGGGAAACCAAACGAGCUCUCCCCCAGGAUACAAAGGCAGAGCUUAGUCGUAAGGACGAAGACACAGAACCGCCUCCAGCGUACUCAGAGGGCGACAGUCCUCUCCACGCAUUCACAUACGUCAUGUCAGUCGCGGGAGGCGCUGCGAGCAUCAUUACUCAGGUCCAACAAGGAGGGCCACCCAUCAAUGCAAUUGGAGAUGGCGGGACCGACGAGACAAUUGCAAUGGACCUUCGUGGUACUAAAUUUGUCCUCUCGCGAGAGGAACUCCUAACGUUACCAGAGUUUGUUUUGCUGUCCCUGUUUCCGAAUGGACUUUUCCCAGAGGGCCAUAUGAACGGCUUUUCUGAAAGUGAUGCGGUGCAAGUCGAUUAUGAUCCGGUGUCUUUGCAAUACAUGCUGGACUUUUUUAGGAAUGUGGCCCAGACAAUGCCCGCUGAAUCUUCGCCUGGGGCGUCGCAGGAUGGGGAAGCUAUGGCUGGAGAGCCCCUCGGAUCGCGGGACGAUUCGUCUAAGCGAGCAGGCAUCAUUGUUUUGAGGGAAGACUUGGACUUUUACGUAAUACCCCCGAAAGCGGACAUUGGCCAUCCAGCUAUGAUUGAGGUCAAACGUGCAGCCGCUGAAGCAUUGCAAAGACAAGAUGGCAUCUUUUCAGGGUUGAAGCGAAGCGAUGAGCCCGGUACCACGGAAGCGCACCUCAUCGAGAUGCUGACAGCAGGGGGAUUCAAUCACGAUGACACAUGGGGCCAUCGAGCUGGUGAACCAAACAAGGCCGUCAUUUGCAGUUUGGCAUUGGCACGGCUGCGCAGCGAUAUCAGAGGCAGCGACAUGGGAACAAAUGCUGUGGGCAUGGCACAGAAGUUGUUGCUCUUUUGGAGAAAACCGGCGAGGAGGUGCUGGUGGGAGGGCGUCGAGCUGGACAAUGUCGAUGGCGUUCAAGGGAAGCUCAAGGUCUGGAUUCGACGCGUCUGGACACUGGAGAUGAGCGUGAUUGGACUUUGCUAA
This is a messenger RNA of Metarhizium album ARSEF 1941, 2286 nucleotides long. RefSeq names its product peroxin 20. Bases 1 to 2286 code for a protein of 761 amino acids. The record is from RefSeq and is a predicted model, not a curated record. Lineage: Eukaryota; Fungi; Ascomycota; Sordariomycetes; Hypocreales; Clavicipitaceae. The transcript has 7 exons.